AUGUCCUCAUUCCCUGCCUUCCUCAAGUCCCAACUCCUCUACACGCCCAAGGUACCUCAGCCGGAGACCUUCACCGGCAAGACCGUCAUCGUAACAGGCGCCAACAGCGGCCUCGGCCUAGAAGCAACACGGCACUUUGUCCGCUGCGGCGCAACCACCGUCAUCAUUGCAUGCCGCACGCGCUCCAAGGGCGAAGCCGCCCAACGCGACAUCGAAGCCACGACGAAGCGCACCGGCGUACUGCAAGUCUGGGAACUGGAUCUCUCGUCGUAUGCCAGCGUGAAGGCGUUUGCGAAGAAAUGCGAGACACUACCUUGCAUUGACAUUGUGUUGGAGAAUGCGGGAAUAGCACAGGGGAAAUUCGAGAGAAUUGAGGGUCAUGAAGCACAUAUCACAGUGAACGUCAUCUCAACCUUCAUGCUCGCUCUGCUCUUACUCCCCGUUCUGCGGAGAACAGCGGAAAUACACAAGACGAAGCCGUAUCUCACCAUCGUCACCUCCGAAGUCCACCACUGGACGCAAUUCCCGCAGAAGAAGGCAGACAGCAUCUUCGACGAGCUAGAUGACGAGAAGAAAGCCGACAUGGCCGAUCGCUACAACGUCUCCAAACUCAUGCAGAUCCUCCUCGUUCGUCACUUGACCCAAGUCAUCAUCAAGGACAAGAAGAAGGAACCUGUCGUUAUCAACUGCGUUACGCCUGGUCUUUGCAAGUCCGAUUUGGUCAAGGAUAUGGGUAUGGCGCCUGUGGUGUUUAAGAAGGUCUUGGGUCGCCAGGUCGAUGUGGGCAGUCGGUUGCUGGUGAAUGCGACGGCGCUGCCGGAGAGUCGGGGAGAGUAUAUCUUGGACGAUCAUGUGGAGGAGCCGUCGCCGCUGGCGAGGAGUGAGGAAGGCGCGGAGCUGGGGAAGAGGAUUUGGGAGGAGCUGUCGGCGAUACUGGAGAAGGCGAGCCCUGGUGUCACUCAAAAUUUGUGA
This is a messenger RNA of Alternaria arbusti, 972 nucleotides long. RefSeq lists its product as uncharacterized. The transcript has a single exon. The record is from RefSeq and is a predicted model, not a curated record. NCBI's taxonomy places the organism in Eukaryota, Fungi, Ascomycota, Dothideomycetes, Pleosporales, Pleosporaceae. The coding region runs from base 1 to 972 and encodes 323 amino acids.